This is a messenger RNA of Didymodactylos carnosus, 1305 nucleotides long. NCBI's taxonomy places the organism in Eukaryota, Metazoa, Rotifera, Eurotatoria, Philodinida, Philodinidae. The record is from the annotation of a GenBank genome assembly.
AUGGAUCAGUUAACAAUUGAAGAUUCUUUUGGAACAGUUACACUGAGAUCAAAUCUGUCUGAUUUAUUAUUAUCAAACGAGGAAAAAGUACAAAAUUUUGUUGGCAUUUGGUUUUAUGAUGAUAAUAUUGAUCCAAAAGAAAUCAGUCAAAUGGAAAAUUGUCUAAAUAAAAUCUUUAAUUAUUCAAAAAUGUUUAAUGAUCCUGCUGAACUGAUAUCCCGAUUAACUGAAUGUUUAACUCGAAUUGCUGUUAAACGUGAAGAAUUUCUCACCGUCUAUAUUCAUUGUUUAACAAAUAUUAAUGAUUAUCAAAUUUAUUGCCAGCAUUCGAAAGUCAAGCAUAAUCUAUUUGACAAUAUGAAUGACUUAUUGACUAAAGUAUCAAGCGAUAUUCAAGAUUAUGAGGUGUGGGAAGCACAUGACGAUGUUUAUGAUGAUAAAAUUUUUACACAAACGCUGCCAUCAAUAAAUCUAUUUAAUUCAAAUUUUAAAGAAACAUCUUUUCGUAAUUUAACUAAAGACUCAAUUGCAUUCGUCUGGUUUCAAAUGCUGAUCGAAAUUUUAACGCGUCUUGAACAUAAAGAUGAUGCAAAACAGGAUAUGGUAAAUGAAUGUCGAGCACGCUACAUAGAUAAACAAAUAUAUUUCGAUAAGAUUAAGGAAUUUGAAGAAUGCUACAGGUCACACGAAGCUAUUGUCUGGUAUACUCUUAAUACUUGUUUCUUUCGUCUUUUAAAUCAAGCAUUUCGAACAGAAAAUAUACAACGUAUUUUCCCAUUUCGCCUAAUGAUAACUGACAUACAACGACAGUUACGUAUUGAAUAUAUGAAAGUUGAAAAAAAGCCGAUCGAAAAAGCCUAUCGUGGAAGAAUGUUACCUGUGAAUACAUUACAGAGACUCAUUGAUAAUCAGAAUGGUCUUAUAUCAAUGAACGGUAUUUUAUCAGCAACACGAAGUGAAUCUGUUGCACUCAUGUUUGCUGGUGAAGGCUGCAUACGUCCAGGUUAUGAAUCAGUUGUAUUUGAAUUAGAUCUUAGUACUAUAAAUACUUGCACAAAACCAUUUGUUGAUAUAGCACACUUAAGUAAGAUGAAAGACGAAUUAGAAGUAUUAUUUUCAUCAGGAACGAUCUGGCGCAUUGAAUCUGUCUCUGAUGACGAUAGUAAUAAACGUUGGAAAAUUAAAUUGAAAUUGGGAAGUGAUAAUGAUUUAGAAUCAAUUCAUUUAAUGAAUCAAUUAAAAAUUCGAUUAAAUAAUGAAUCAUCGUGUACAUUUAUGACAUUAGGUAAUUUUUACUUGAGCUAG